AUAUACAAUAUAUUGCCAAAACAGUAGAAACUCAUAUAGUUCUUAUUCUUUCCCUGUAGAGGCGCUACGUGUGAAAACUUCUUCAGCAAUGGCAACCGAAUCAUUGAAGAUCAUCCUCAAAAGCCAAGCCCUUCAAAAGUACAUUUUCGAAACAUGUGCUUACCCCAGAGAGCACGAGCAAUUGAAGGAACUCAGAGAGGCCUCAGUCAAGAAAUAUCCGUUUCUUAGUGUGAUGAAUGUGCCCGUAGAUGAAGGAAUACUCCUCUCCAUGCUCCUAAAAAUCAUGAAUGCGAAGAAGACAUUAGAGGUUGGAGUCUUUACCGGUUACUCUCUUCUUUGUACUGCUCUAGCACUACCAGCUGAUGGCAAGAUAAUAGCCGUUGAUCCAAACAGGGAAGCAUAUGAAGUUGGAUUGCCAUUUAUUCAGAAGGCUGGAGUGGAGCACAAGAUUAAUUUCAUCCAGUUGGACGCAUCCUCAGUUCUAAAUGAUUUAAUUGCCAAUGGCAAACAAGAAGGGAGCUUUGAUUUUGUAUUUGUGGAUGCUAACAAGGAAGACUACAUGAAAUAUCACGAGAUGCUUCUGAAACUGGUUAAGAUUGGUGGAAUAAUUGCAUACGAUAAUACCUUGUGGUUUGGGUCAGUGGCAGUCCCUGAGGAGGAUGAGACGGACGAAUGGAUAAGACAAGUUAGAAAAUAUAUUGUAGAGUUGAACAUCUUUCUAGCAACUGAUCCUCGUAUCGAAUCAUCCCUCAUUUCUAUUGGUGAUGGCCUCACCCUCUGCAGGCGCCUCUAUUAGAGAAAUUAGUCAACAAACUAUAGUGAUCGUGGAUGCUCGGUAUAAAAUAAGGCAGGUUUCUAUUUGUAUAACAAAAAAUAGACAUGGGUACGUGUCUAUAAAUUAAAUAAGUUCUUCACAAUCAAACAACAAUUUCAUUUUCAUAAAUAUAAUGUUGGUAUCAAUACAUUUGUUGUC
Molecule: messenger RNA, 973 nt
Organism: Alnus glutinosa
Lineage: Eukaryota; Viridiplantae; Streptophyta; Magnoliopsida; Fagales; Betulaceae
Product: flavonoid 3',5'-methyltransferase-like
Exons: 5
Coding region: 89-796 (235 amino acids)
Molecular function (GO): O-methyltransferase activity; S-adenosylmethionine-dependent methyltransferase activity
Source: RefSeq, a predicted model, not a curated record